AUGCUGCAGGCCAUAGCGAUGGCGCAGACACGCGUUUGGUGUGAGAGCUACAUCUUUGACAACAGCCAUGUCGCCGCGACCUUCUUCACCGCACUCCGCGACGCCGCUCUCCGAGGGCUGGAUGUUGUGCUGCUGGUGGACUACAUCGGCUCCUUCUCCUUGCGGAACGAGUGGGUUCGCGAGCUUCGGAGCGUGGGUGCCGACGUGGUCUUCUUCAACCCGGUUCUCCCUUCCAACUACUGCGUCGGACCCCUUUCAUUCCGGGACCACCGCAAGAUCAUGGUCUGUGACGACCUGGGCUUCUGUGGUGGGAUGAACAUACAGGAGGAGGUCGGAGAGGAGGAGUUUGGCACGAGCCGCUUCUACGAUGUGCAUUCGAAGCUCGAGGGCCCCUGUGUGGCGGACCUUGCUGAGGAGCCCGGGGUCUACGUGCAGAUUCUGCAGUCCAAUGUGCGGCAGCGCCGCCGCACUUUGCAGAAGGUCAUCGAGAAGAGCAUCGAUGCGGCAGACGACUCGGUGCUGCUCACCACGGCCUAUUUCUUCCCACCCGGAUUUCUGAAGAAUGCGCUCCUCCGCGUCCCUGCUCGAGGAGCGAGGCUCUCGCUGCUUCUAUCCGGGUCCUCGGAUUUCUACCCGCUCCCGGGCGACCUCUUGGCACAGACCCACUUCUUGCGCAACUUCCUGCGAGACACCCCGAGCCAGCAAGUCAAAGUACACUUGUAUGGCCAUCGCCACAUGCAUGCAAAGCACAUGUGUGUGGACGGGGUCUUUUCCACCAUUGGCUCCUUCAACUUCGACCUCUACUCCGCGCGCCGGAACCUCGAGGUCGGCGUCGCGGUCUUCGACCGCGACUUCGCCCGGAAGAUGCAGCGCCCCGGCAGAGACGUAGGAGGGAGGAACCUGCAUCUGAAGCGUGCCGGUGAGUCCAAGCAGACUUUCUACAGCUGCCUGUCACCGCAACUGGAGGAGGGGCCAGAGGGGAUGAGAGGAGGAGGUGACUCCAUGUAUCAUCAGCCAUUGGUUCGCUGCGCCUGCGCUCUGGCCUACGGACUGGAAUGGGACUUUGCCAUUGUCGUCGCGGUGGGCAACGAUCGGCUAAGAAGCCUCUCUGCGGCAGAAUUGGACUCCGAGGGUGAUGACGACGAGGUCCCGGCACACGGCUGCUGCCCUCGGGCUCGGAAGCAAGCGCCAAAGUUCCUCCGGCCGCCGCGAACCGCAGAGGAUAACUUGCGGAAGGCGUCUGCGGACGGAGCUGUCUCAACAGUCCAGGCUCUGCUAGCGAGUCGAGUCCAGGCGACGGCAGCCACGGAGAACGGGUACACUGCCCUACAUGCCGCUGCUGCACAUGGCCGGAGCAAGAUCGUACCUAUGCUUCUCAAUGCGGAGGCGCAGGUCGACUGCACGGCGAGUGGCGGUGUGACGCCGCUGAUGUUGGCCGCCAUGGGUGGCCACAAAGCUACACUUGAGGCGCUGCUUUCAGCCAGAGCCUCCCUGCACGAAGAGCUGCGCGGGGCGAGGGGCCAGGAACGGCAAGCUGUUCAUCUGGCUGACCUCUUUGGACACGCGCAGGCGGCAGAGCUGCUGAAGCAGCACUUGCCCAGGCCGAGUACAUCCGACGGCGCAAAGAAGCCGAAAGAUCGCAAGCAGAAGAAGGACAAGACGAAAAAG
Messenger RNA from Symbiodinium sp. CCMP2456, 1668 nucleotides. NCBI's taxonomy places the organism in Eukaryota, Dinophyceae, Suessiales, Symbiodiniaceae. The record is from the annotation of a GenBank genome assembly.